Molecule: messenger RNA, 2255 nt
Organism: Sclerotinia trifoliorum
Lineage: Eukaryota; Fungi; Ascomycota; Leotiomycetes; Helotiales; Sclerotiniaceae
Source: the annotation of a GenBank genome assembly
GAGUAGUAUACAUUUUCAAGAUGUCAUAGAUAAAAAAUUUGUAUUUCUCAAAAUCUGUUUCGUUCUUUUAGACUUGAUAUUAAUUUGGAAAUGUCUCGACAAUCUUCAAGACAGAAGACUGUCAUCAUUGGAGCUGGUCCUGUUGGAGCUUUAGCAGCUUUAUAUGCAGCGCAAAGAGGGGAUGAUGUUGAAAUAUAUGAGCUCCGAAGUGGUACGUUCUGAGUUUUUAUCAAUUUUGGUCUAAAUCUCCGUGGGAUGGAAUGAAACUAUACCAUGAAGUUCAAAAUGAUGUGAUUCCAACCAGAUUAAGUGAAAGCUCACUGUUACGAAGAGAGUCAGCAUCACCCAUGUCAGGGUUUUUAACGGUGGGAUUAUUCGAGUGAAGCUGUCGCCACAAAUUCUUCAAGAAUGAUUCUGCUAUCGACCUUUUUUGGUCGAAAAUUAAAGACAUUUUAUUUCUAUCAUGUUGUUUUGUCCUCCAGAUGUACACUUUACUGGAGAACGAGUCACUCCAUUUAUUUAUCACUCCUGUGCUGCAGCCAUGAUCGCCCAUUAACAAAGUCCUAGAUCUCCGGGAUCCUUCUACAACACCUUUGAAUUUUACAAAGUCUAUCAAUCUCGCUUUAUCAGAAAGGGGUAUAAAUGCCAUAAGACAAUCUGGUCGCACGGAGCUCCUAGAUAGUAUCAUGAAAGAAGCGAUACCUAUGGGAGGUAGGAUGAUCCAUGGCGAGACAAAUGACAAGGAGCUUUACGAACAGUCUCAAGAUUAUGAUAUCCACGGAAGAGUAUGGCGACAUGUGAUUCCAGUGGUUUUUUGGUUACUGACAUAAUAUUCAGUCAAUUUAUGCCGUGGAUAGAGGAGAUCUUAAUAAAAGAUUACUCGACAAACUUGAGUCUCUUCCUAAUGUCACAUUCAAAUUCAAUCAUAAAUUAACUGGAGCGGAUUUUAAGAAUAAAAAGGCAUGGUUCGAAGUUCAUGGUGGGAAAUCACUACAAUGGUCUGUUGAGAUUAGAGACCAAGAAGUAGAAGUUGAUUUCGACUUCCUCGUUGGAGCUGAUGGUGCUCACUCGGCUACACGUUACCACUUAAUGAAAUACCUCCGAAUGGAUUAUCAGCAAGAAUACAUUGACACCUUGUGGUGUGAGUUCACGAUAGGUGCUCAAGAACAAACAGGGGAUGAUUCAGUAUCCCGCUUCAAAAUAUCUCCAAAUCAUUUACACAUUUGGCCAGGUCGAGAUUUCAUGUUCAUUGCAAUUCCUAGCACGGUAUGUAGGCCCUGUUCUGCUUUUUUCCUUUCAGUUACCUUCUCACAUUUUAUAGGAUGGCUCUUUCACAUGCACUCUCUUCAUGCCAUCAGGACCUUUCAAUGAACUCGAACUAGACCCUAAAAAAGUCCCCUCAUUUUUCGAUGAACACUUCCCAGGCGUCACAAAACUCAUUGACCAUGCCUCACUAAUAUCAUCAUUCACGAAUAACCCCCAUCUUCCACUCAUAAGUAUCAAAUGCAAACCAUACCACUUUCAAGACUCGGUUGUCAUCCUCGGCGAUGCUGCUCACGCAAUGGUCCCGUUCUACGGGCAAGGAAUGAACGCCGGUUUGGAAGACGUUCGCGUUCUUUACUCCCUUCUCGACAACGAAAAAAGCAAUUUCCCACGUCUUAGUACCGAAGCCUGUCGCUCAGUCGCUCUAAAUCUAUAUUCCGAAAUACGCAAAGCUGACGCCCAUGCCAUCAAUGAUCUAGCUCUCCAGAAUUACAUAGAAAUGCGUGCUUCCGUCAUCUCACCAGUUUACAAAUUCCGCAAAUGGUUAGAAGAAACCUUGAGUGUACAUGUACCUCGCCUUGGGUGGCAAACAAAAUACGCUCGUGUUAGUUUUAGUAAUGAGAGAUAUUCCGACAUCGUAAGGCAGAGCGAGAAACAGGGAAAAUUAAUCUUGGUAGGAUUGGUGGGUGUGCUAACAUCACCGAUUGUGAUGGGAGGAUUAUUAGCAUAUUAUAGAUGGAGAAGAACUCAUGCGCCUACGAGAAAAUUCUUGGGUAUUGGAGCGAUGCUGACAGCAUGGUUGGGAUCGAAAGCUUGAGAAGUUCCAUGUGUUUGUAUAUUUUCCUGCACAUUUUCCACUUCUUCUUGUAUUAUUAUCUCGAUAGAUACUCGGAUUUACAUAAAUAGUCAAGAUGCAUUUUUGCGAAACGAUCAUUACAUGUUCUUUAUAUCCAAUAACCACCUCGGGCAAAGUUGACACCGAGUGGAUAUUG